AUGGAGCAGAUUUCCGAGCGACUGCAGGAGUUCAGCUACGUGGACUUAGCAUUGACCGCCUGGUCCAUGGCCACCAUGAAGUGGGACCCUCCAGGCCUGUACGACCGCAUCAGCAAGCUCUCCCUGGCAUGCAUUGGCGAGUUUCAGCCCCAGGCGCUUGCGAACAUCAUGUGGGCCACCGCCACACUGAAGAAAGAGAAUGAUGCGCUCAUCCGCCACUCAGCGUACGUGGCGGUCAAGCAUCUGGACGCGGGCAUGAAUUUCCGACCGUACGAGUACUCGACCAUGGUGUGGUCCAUGGUGAUUACCCAGGCUCGAGAAGAGGCCCUCUUCAGCCGGGUCUCAGGCCAUGUUGUCCGACGCGUGACCGAGUUCGGGCCACAGGAGCUGACUAACACAGCGUGGGCGUUUGCCUCCUUGGGCUUCAAGACACAGGGCUUGUUCGAGGCAUUGGGCAAAGAAUGUAGCGCAAAGCUUCGCUACUUCAAUUUGCAGAAUCUGACCAAUGUCGCCUGGUCCUAUUCUCAUCUGAAAGUCUGCGACGACCUGCUGUCAGAGGUGGCAGCAGUGGCACAUUCUCGGAUCCAUGACAUGAACGUCCAAGAUCUGGCUCAGCUGGCCCUGACACUCGUCUUCAGCCGGCGCGCAAACUUCGGCUUGAAGGAGGAUCUCGGGGACGAUGGCGUGCUCGGCAGUCGCGACCUGACCCUGGCAUUGGUUGUCGAGGUGACCAAAGCCAUGGUGCAAAAGAUUCGCCAGCCUGGCGUCACGACGCCGGAUGACGCUUGGAUCGUGCAUGACCUUGUGCUCGUGUGGCUGGAGGAGAGGACGGCCUCGGAUCUUCUGGGCGACACAUGGAAGAUGCUGGACGCGUACAUGUCUGGUCUGUACCAGCAAGUUCUAGAUUUCCUUCGCAACACUCCGCUCCUGGCACGCGCCUUGGCUUGCGGCUCUGUUGUGCAGUCUGCGCAUGUCCCGAUCUACGAGCAGUCGUUUCGAGAACUCGACAUCAGGUCCCUGGGGAUCAAGUACACCGGCAUGCUGUUGUCUGAGCUGGGCCUGACUGACAGGGAAGACGAUGGGCUGACAGAGUCAGCGCGCGUCUUGCUGGCGGAGGAGAAAGCCGCGCUUCUGCGUCAGGAUCCCGGAGCCGGAAGCCAGAACUGGUGUCUCUUUCGCUUCCACCUCAGCUCUGAGCUGCGGGAGGCGAAGGAGCUGGCUGGCAUCCGCGUCAGGAGCUGCGGCGGAGAUCCGCUUGCCUUGGAACUGCUGGACCCUCCACGAGAGGCACAUCUAGUGGCCGUCCGUCUCAGCAACGAUCGCUUGAACCAUCGCCGCCGUGACGCCGAGUUCCGAGCGUCCUGCCCUUGA
Messenger RNA from Symbiodinium sp. CCMP2592, 1371 nucleotides. NCBI's taxonomy places the organism in Eukaryota, Dinophyceae, Suessiales, Symbiodiniaceae. The record is from the annotation of a GenBank genome assembly.